AUUGGAUCGACAAUAACACUUGGAAAGCAUAAGUCUCUGUAAUAAACGAACGGAAUCAGCGGUACUUUUAUAUCAUGUAAUUAUAUUUUUUAUUAUACAAUUUAAUAAUUAAGUUAUUAAGAGUAAGUAAAAAUUGUAUUUAAAAAUAAACGUAUUUGAUUGGUGAUUGAAACUUGAGUCUGAUUAAAGUUGUAACAUUUUUAGAAGCACCAGAUUAUACUGGUUAGUGAUUCAUAUAUAGGAGGGGUGAUAUAACUAAACAAGUACAAGGGAAAGAGCGAUAGUAUAAACUAUAUUAAGACUGGAAAUACGAGCAAAUAAGAUAAAGUUGCUUUAUAGAAGUAUUUCGAAGAUAUUUCUUGUCUUACCUAGUAUAUUAUCAAUUAAUAUAAAGUAACAGAAAAGAGAUAUGAAUUCAUAAAUCGAUUCUUUUUAUUAUAUCUCCUAAACAACAUAGUACUAAGAUUUGUGUAAAGAUCCUCUUUCUGAAGGAGGAAAGAUGUUUUGUUUACUAUGAAUUUAACAUUAAUCUGCCUGCUAGGGUAAUAAAUAAUAGGCCAUACUUUCAAUAGUAUUUUGAAUCGUGUGUUUUUGUGCGUAUUCAAGUAUUUAGUUUCUUGUCUUUGCUCAGAUGUAAGAAUUGAUUUUUCUUGAUUUUUCUUGAAUUGAAGUAUAAUUAAAAAACUUUUUACCACUAAAUGCUUUCAAUAGAGAUAUUCACACUUUUCUUCUUUAAAUAGAUACUUCAAGACGAGAAUAUUCUGACAGAUAUGAGCAGAUAUUCAUAUAGAAGUGGUCAUCCUUCGGCUCAAGAUUUUGAGGGGCAUCGUAAAGAACAAACAUGGCGAACUAGUUAUAAUGGACAUUCUAAACAUCAAUCAGAAGUUGUAAGUAAUUCGUUUGAACAUAAUAUCAUUCAAGAAUCACGAUAUGACCGAUAUCCAUACAAUUUUAAUGAUGAGAAUGAUGAAUAUAAUGAGGCUGAUGAUAGGUUUAUCAGUGAAAAUACUAACCAUAGUUAUAAACGUAGAGGAGCAAUUAAUUAUAACUCUAAGGAAUCAACAAGUUUUCAUUCAAGCGCUUUGGGAAAAUUUACUAAAUUUUCUCGCGAUAUCGAUUAUAGAAAGCAAGAUGAUAGAAUUUGGGGAACGAAAAGAAAAUAUCACAACAACGGAUACGUUUAUAAGCGUAGUAAAAAAACUUUUACUGAUAGUCAUCCUUACAAAAGUGGAUAUAGCUAUGGAAGGAAAUCAUAUGGUCGACCAAAUAAUAACUAUGAAGAUGCCUAUUACAAGACGGAGAAUAGAAAAAAUUUCUCCGAUUUUGAGAGUAAUGGAGACGACUACGAUAUACAAAGUUUGAGCGAGACAUUCGCGUCUGGAUACACAUCAAGAACUAACUCUCCACCAUGGCCUACAUACGAAAGAGAGCAAUUGGACAGAAAGAAAACUACCAACCAACUAUCAGACGAUGAAUGGAUUCCAAACCGUAAUAAAUUUCGCGAAGAGCAGUUUGACUCCGUCCAAGUCAGAAAAAAUGGUACCAAUCAUUCAACACAGACACGUUGCUCUGUAAAUUAUAUAUCCGAAUCGGGUUUGGACUAUAGUCGGAAAGCUAGUAGUAGUACAAAAAAAGAUACGUUAAAAAAUUCAGUUUAUAGGCGGGAAUCACUGAAUCACAAUUCAAAUAAGCUUAGGAAUUUUAGAGAAGACGAUAAGCUCGAAAAGUCUGGAAAAAGUUUAUCUAUUGCAGUAGAGAGUGAAUACGAUUCCAUAGAUAGAAAUUCUAAUUUUAAAAUAGCAGAAACUAUAUUUAAUCGUGUAUUUUCAAAUGAUAAAAAGAAUACUCCAACAAUUACUGAAGACUCUUUUAUGGAUGUAGAUUACCGAAGAAGAGAGGAUAGUAAUACUAAUAUUAAAUCGUUUCAUUCUAGUUUGAAAAAUAAUAGAGAAAGUAAAAACGCAAGUCAUAUUUCAAAGACUAUUUUUAAUGAUAAAGAUAAAAUGCUUUCAUACAAAAAAUCACAGUCAAAACAUAAAAAAGGAAAAAAAUGUGUAAAUUUACAGACUGAUACAAAUAAGAAGAAUCUAGAUAUUGAUGAUACAACAAAUAUUUCAAUUGAAAUUGAUAGAAAAAAUCGUCAAAAGGUAUAUCGUCCAUAUGAUAAUAGUCUACGUAUAGUCAAAAAUAAAGAUUCAGAUAUUGAACAUGAACGGAAAGUGGAGAAAGCAGAGCCAACUGCAGAAAAUGUGGUUAUCGUUUCACCACCAAAGACAAAUGAAACCUUUGGGGAAAAGAUUAAAAUUUCUAGAAAGUAUGAUAAAGAUACUGGUAAAAUAACAAAUGAACUAAAGUCUUCAACUCUGGGUAAAGAUUCCCCAGUUGAAGUGAUUUUAUCUCCUUUUAGUACUGCCAAUUCUGAUGACUACUUUUUCCAAUCCCUUGUAGAAGAAUCAAAUUCCUUAAAAGAGGGGAAAAUGUCAAAAAGUAGCGAAAAUAAAAUAUCGCAAUCAAACGUUUGGAAAAGACUUGGCAAUAGAAAAGAGAAAGCAGAUAUUGACCAGAAUAAUAAUAAAGCUUAUAAUAAAGAACUGAAAAAGGAAGAAUCAUAUAAAACUUUUCAGAGCUCAGAAGAGGACGAUUCAAAUGAGAAAGCGAACUUUAUUGAUUUGAAAGAUGUCCUAAAACGUGAUCAGAUUGAAUCUCAUGAGAAUAAAAUACAGAAAUUAAAGAUAGAUUCGCUAGUUCAUAAAGAUCUUGAUCUGAGAUGUGAGAAUGUUACAUAUUCUUGCACAGAAAAGACGAAAUAUGCCGAAGAGAGCAAAACUGAUGACAUUUCAAAGAAUCUUCAAAAUGAUAAUACGUCAAGAACAAUUGAAAACUUGUCGAAGAACAAUAAGUUAAAGAAGCAUAUGAUAUAUAAAUGCAUUAAUUGCGAGUUUUAUACACCGAAGAUUGAAAUCAUUAAAGAGCAUUUAAGGACGACGAAUCAUUACUCAGCUUCAACUUAUGAAGCUGAAGAUUCUUUAUCAAAUCUGUUAAUUUAUAGAGUAAAAUCACAGUUUUCCGCAGGGGGAAUUUUCGAAACCAUUGAUCAUAAUACAUUGGCUUGUUUAAAAGGAUUUUGUGAGGAAGGUGAUUAUCUUGAAUAUCCCAUUCUACCGGAUGUUGAGUUUAUUAUACUCAGCUGUGAGAAAUGUAACUUUAUUGAGACAAAUAUUGAUAAAGCAUCAGAUCAUUUAGAAGAAAAAGAAUGCGCAGAUGCAAGUAUAGAAUGCUUAAAAGUUGAUAAGAGUGGAAAUUCACUUGAAACUUUAUUCAAGUUGGAUAAGAAACCUGCUGUACUUACUUAUAGAUGUCAGGAAUGUAAUUAUGUUUCUGAGUGUAGAAAUGAUGGAAUUCAGCAUGUUUUAAGUACAAGACACGAAAGAAUGAAGAGAGAGUUGAGGAAAUCCCAUUUGGAAAUGCCAUCAGACACCAAAUUAGGAUGUAAUGUUAUAUUCGCAGAGUAUCGUGAGGCACUGCUUUUAAUUGUUUAUAAUAGGCUGAGAAAAGAGUUAAAGGAAGUGAAGGCUGAUGAAUCAAUAAAGGUUGCUUAUAAAUGUCAUUGUUGCAAUUUUUUCUCAGGUAGUUCUCAAUCUCUUUUAAAUCAUUUAAAGCAAAAUUGUCAUGUUUCUGGAUGUGAGAUGAUAUGUAAAUUUGGUGAAAAAGGACCAAUUCCAAUAUUUGCGAAAAGAAACAUAUUAAAUGUUGGUAAAGAAAACAAAAUGGAAAUUUUCUGUCCCGAAUGCUAUAAGUUAUUUAAGUGUAUUCGAGAUUGUUCAGAUCAUUUUCUAACACAUCACGAAAUUUGUGAUAUUAACUAUCUAUUUGGUUGUUAUUCAGUUUCUCUUAAAUUAGAAGAAAAAAGACUUGAAUUUUCAUCAAAAGCGUGUGAAACUUGCGAAACACAAUUUGAAAAUCAUCUAAAAUUGAUUGAACACUGGAAGGAAUACGAGGAUCAUACACCAGGUUUCAAGUCAAAUAUCAAUGGAAAAGUAGAAUUAUGGCAAAAGAAAGUUGAUGAACACAAAGAAAAACAACUUAUUAAUCCAUUCUCUGAAUGGGAAGGUGCUGGACACAGAGAAAAAUUAUCUAUCAAUGACGCAAAUUAUGGUAAGCCAGUAGAGGGUUCGUUUACUGAGAAACGGGCUAACCAGGCCAAAAAACUUAUAACAUCUGAGAUAGAAGAACUUUGCCUGAUGAUUGAAUCUAUUGGAAAUCAAUAUCCCGACGGUUGGAUUAUUUCGUUUCGGGCUAUAUUUGAGGCCUAUACUAAGAUAUCUAGCAAAGUCGUAGGUUUAUUAUUAAGAGCAAGGAAGCAAGGGUUAGUCAGAUUUGAAGGGGAAAUGCUCUUUCAAAGAAGAGAUGAUAGCAAAGAAAUCAAAUUAGUUGAAAAUUGGCAAACUCUACUGAAAUAG
Dimorphilus gyrociliatus is the source of this 4460-nucleotide messenger RNA. NCBI's taxonomy places the organism in Eukaryota, Metazoa, Annelida, Polychaeta, Dinophilidae. The record is from the annotation of a GenBank genome assembly.